Messenger RNA from Mugil cephalus (flathead mullet), 5647 nucleotides. It is a transcript of the gene mcf2b, whose product is annotated as proto-oncogene DBL. Bases 441 to 3467 code for a protein of 1008 amino acids. Gene Ontology annotation, biological process: dendrite development. Gene Ontology annotation, molecular function: guanyl-nucleotide exchange factor activity. Lineage: Eukaryota; Metazoa; Chordata; Actinopteri; Mugiliformes; Mugilidae. The record is from RefSeq and is a predicted model, not a curated record. The transcript has 26 exons. Gene Ontology annotation, cellular component: cytoplasm.
UGUCAUUUUAACAUUUGAACGUUCACAACUUGACAAACGGCGCCUCGUCUUUCAAACAACGACCCGCACAUUAAAGUCCUCCUCCGGUCAGGUGACAGCAGCAGCCCAAUGAUGACAGGAGCGUUUUCCGCGGUGGAAGCGUGACGGGGGGCAACUUCUUUAGCCUUUGACGUCAGGUAAAUGAAACGCACCCCAGCAUCAUCAUCAUCAUCUUCAUCUUCAUCUUCAGCAGCAGCAGCAUCAUCCUGGUCCGGAGCCGGACUCGUUCCGCGGAGCUGCGCACUCAGCGCCGCGUCCGGACACUGCAGAGGAGGUUACGGUGCCAUCUCUGCGGCUCCGCUGCUCGCUCCCGACACCAGCGACUCCAGCGACACCGGCGACACCGCCUCACGUCCCGCUGCAGACGUCCCGGGUUCCGGGGAGGACAGCGCAGGACGGACAUGGCCGAGUCCAACCCGCUGCGGGGGUUUCCCCGCCUGCGCCGGGCCGCGACUUCAUUUCCUGGUAACCUGCACCUGGUCCUGGUGCUCCGCCCCACCGGCCUGAUGAGCUCCGCCCCCAGCCCUUCGUCCAGCACUGACCUGGGCUUCCGCUUCAGCCAGGACGACUUCCUGUUAAAGAUGCCGGUGGUGAUGCUGCGUUCGGUCGGAGACCUCCUGCGCUACAUCGACGAAAACCACCUGGCGUCGGACUUCACGGCGAAGGUGGAGUACUGUCAGAGCGACUGGAUCGUCCUCCGCACGUCCAUCGAGACGUUCGCGGUGACGGUGAAGGAGAUCGCUCAGCUGCUGCAGAGCUUCGGCUCCGAACUGUCGGAGGCCGAACUCCCGGACGAAUCCAGCGCCAUCGAGUUCCUGCUGCACUCACACACUCACCGAUACCGACAGAUGAAGGACGACAUCCGGAGCGUGAUGAAGGAAGGACGUCUGCUCAUGUCCAACCUGGAGACGGUGAAGGCGUCAAAAAGAGACGUGGAGGAGGAGAGAGAGAUCCAGUCAGACAUGGAGACGGUUCAGAGGCUCCUGGCUCAGCUCAGGGACAUGGAGGAGGCGUUCGACGGCUUCUUUGAGAAACACCACCUGAAGCUGCAGCAGUAUCUCCAGCUGCUCCAGUACGAGAGCAGCUUCCAGCAGAUGGAGGAGGUGCUGGAGCGUCUCUCCGUCCAGGAGAAGGAGAUCGGCUCGUUGGGAGCGACAGGAGUUCAGACGGAGCAGCUGCUCAGAGACCUGGAGACGCUGGACAAACGCGCUCAGGAGGAGAUGGCCCGGGCCCAGGUUCUGAUCCUGCACGGUCACCAGCUGGCCACCAGCCACCACUACGCCCUGGCCCUCAUCGUGCAGCGCUGCAACGAGCUGCGGCAUCUCUGCGACGUCCUCACCGGCGCCAUUCGCACCAAGAGGGCGGCGCUGAUCCGAGCUCGAGACCUGCAGCUACGACUGGAGGAGGCGCUGCGGUGGUGUGACGACGGCGCCUACCUGCUGGCCAGCCAGAUGGUGGACAGGUUCCAGACCAAGGAGGGAGCCCAGGAGGCGCUGCAGUACCUGAGCUGCCACCAGGAGAGGGCGCCGUCGGCCCUGAGGAGCAGCCAGGACAUCCUGAGCCUGGAGUUUGAGGCCAUGCUCACCCCCCAGCUGCAGUCUCAGAUCUCCUCGGUGACGGAGAAGCUGAACUCGAUGCAGUCGAUGAUCAGGAACAGAGAGCAGUGUCUGAAGAAACUGGCCGACGUCCAGGUUCGACCCAUUCAGCUGGUGGCCCCCAGACCGGAGCCGGAGCAGAGCUCGCUACGCUGCAAGUCGCCCCUCUUCUCCCCAAAACACGGUGUGGACUUUAACGUCCUCAACUCUAAGUUCUCCUUUGACCUCCUUCCUGGUAAAAGAGCCGCGAGGAGAAACAACAGCCAGCGAAAGAUAGAGGUGAUGCACGAUUACCAAGGCAACAGGAGCUGCCUGUACGGCCCCAACUCCGAAACGGACUCGGAGGCGGAGGACAACCCGGAGCAGGUCACACGUCACGUCAUGAAGGAGCUGAUAGCGACAGAGAGGAUCUACGUGGACGAGCUGCUCUCGGUUCUUCUGGGCUACAGGGCAGAGAUGGAGGACCCGUCCCUGUCCGACCUCCUCCCCCCGGCGCUGCGCAGCCAGAAGGACGUUCUGUUCGGAAACAUGCCAGAGAUUUACCAGUUCCACAGCAGGGUCUUCCUCCGGGAUCUGCAGGGUUGCCUGGAGACGCCGGAGAGGGUGGGGGCUUGUUUCCUGCAGCGGAAGGAGAAGUUCCAGGUGUACGAGCGCUACUGUCAGAACAAGCCUCGCUCCGAGUUGCUAUGGAGACAGUGCUCAGAGUCGCCCUUCUUCCAGGAGUGUCAGAAGAAGCUGGACCACAAGCUGGGUCUGGACUCUUACCUCCUGAAACCGGUCCAGCGUCUCACCAAGUACCAGCUGCUACUCAAGGAGCUGCUGAAACACUGUGCAGAGGAGCGACACCGCUGUGAACUGCAGGAGGCUCUGGACUCGAUGCUGGAGCUCCUCAAGUCCGUCAACGACUCCAUGCAUCAGAUCGCCAUCACCGGGUAUCAGGGGGAUCUGAGCCAGCUGGGCCGUGUGGUGAUGCAGGGCGGCUUCAGCGUGUGGAUCAGCCACAAACGGGCGGCAGUGCGAAUGAAGGAGCUGGCCAGAUUCAAGCCCAUGCAGAGACAUCUCUUCCUCUACGAGCACGCCCUGCUCUUCUGCAAGCGCCGGGACGAGGACAACCACGACAGGACGCCCUUCUACAGCUUCAAGUCCUGCCUCAGAAUGAGUGCGGUUGGAAUCACGGAAAAUGUGAAAGGAGAUAUAAAGAAAUUUGAAAUCUGGUACAGUGGCAGAGAAGUGGUUUACAUAGUUCAGGCUCCCACGUUGGAGAUCAAAGUUGCUUGGCUGAAUGGGAUCCGAAAGAUUCUCACCAACCAGAAGCUACGUCAAGAUGAGACUCCACCUCUUUCACUCUCAGACAACCCUCUCUCUGACAGUGCAUCAGAGAUGUGUGUGUCGUGGGGAGGCGCGUCGGUGGGAGGCUGCUCAGCGUGUCUUCCUGUUCCUCACAGCUCCUCGCCAACAAGCCACUCCCACCGGAACCCACGGGACUCCGCCCACUCCGACCCCGUGGUUCAGUCGCCUCGACGCAGUUGGCCGGUUCCUGCUCACUCGGUGGCGAUCUGUGAGGGUCUGGAGGACUGGGGCGCCACAGACCUCUCCACCCUGUCAGACUCAGAGGACGAAGACCAGCCGUCCCCACUGGUGGCCGGACGCUACAGGGUCAUGGUCGAGAGCAGCAUGGCCAGCACUGAUGACAUCAUCUUUAAUUGCGGGGACGUCAUCCAGCUGCUGCAUGAGGACUCGUCAGGAAUGUGGACGGUGAGGAACAUAAGUCGCGGUGAAGAAGGUCGUGUUCUCCCCGAGGACCUGCACAGGAUUCUGGGAGAAACCUACUGAGAGCCAAUCAGAUCUUCUCCAGACUUUUCUGCUUCUUUGACUCUUUGCCUGCACAUGUUUCAUGGACUUUUCGGACUCUGCCGAGACUCUCGAUCAUCAACAGACCGAAGCACAACAUAUUUACCAGGACUGGGACGGAUUCAGCUCAGAAGGCUGUACGUGGAGAACGUAUCACAUCUCAUCAGCUGACCUCUUGGACUCAAUGGACUUUAAUUCAUACAUACAGUAUUUUCUUAUGAGUCACACAGAAGUCAUUAGUUCAUGUGCCAAACUAAUCACUGCAGCUUCUUCUUCUUCUUAAAUAGAUCCGUUUUCAUGUGUUUUGAAUGGAGCUACAGGAGUCGGCUACACUAGAGGAUGUAUCACACGACGUACGCAGAAAUCAUCUCUAACCCGCUGUUUGUUUGGGGAUUGUUUUAAAAUGCUGCACAUCCUCUUUAGUUUUUUUUUUUGUCAUAGCAGGAGAGGAACAGGAAGAGUUUUCUACAUUUCUGCAUAAAGACGUCUCAAAACAUCAGCUGAAAGUCCUAAAAGUAGACAAAGAGAACCCAACACCUGAAACUGAGAUAUUAUCUCCUCUCAAUCUGACUGUGGAUUGGAGAUGGUUGUGGAAACUUUUCCUUUUUUCUGAGCUCCUCAGAAGCUCCUUUAUCCGUCAUCAUACACUUCAACACAAACAUGUGUUGUGAAGAUCAGACUGAGACAAAUCCCUGAUUUGUAGGAACUGAACCAUGGAAACACUUCUAAACACACGGGUUCUCUCACUGAUAUUUGUGUUUCAUGUGUUUGUCUGGGUUCUCCUUGAGAACUUUGAGGAUGCUUUGAGUCAUUUUUAUACAGAAAUGUGGAAAAAUCUGAGGUAAGCAGCUCUGUACAUGUAGUACUCUGUUAAUUUCUCCAGUUCACAUUCCUACACUGUUCUAUAGAACCACAGGUGAAUUUGAUUUCAUGUGCCGUCACAGUCUGAAGGGAGACAACGUUCUGUUUGUGGUGCUCUAUGUUAAUUCAUCAUGUUUACAUGACAUGCAUCUAAUGCAUAAACAUUACUUUUAUAUGUUUACAGGAAACCUCUAAGGAAUUAAAUUUAUAAUUGAUCAGCCACAACAUUAUGACCAGACCCACCCACUAACAACAUUCACCGCCCUCAGAAGACCGAUAUCCAUUCUCAGAUGAGUCCUGAGACCUUCACAGUAUUAGAAAAGUGGUCAUAAUGUUAUGGCUGAUCGCUGUACGUGGACACUAACGUGAACCAGCAUCGACCUCUGAUGUUUCUGCUUCUCCUGCUCUGAAAAGUCAACGUGUUUUCUCCUCUAGGAGCCAGUGUAGCUCGUCGUUGUGAUUGCGUUUCUUUGAUUUGGAGGGAGGAGUUUAUUUACGUAUUUCUUCUGUUACCAAAUGUAUUUUUGAGGUUAAAAUUCUGUCAGUUGCUUCUGCUGCAGUCGUGUUUAUGAAUGAGAUGAUCAUUACUGCCUGUUUGUUUGGUUCUGGAUGUUCUGCUCACGCCUGAUGCUUUAUUUGUGCCGGCUCUGCUACUCUCCACCAGUAGAGGAACAACAAGUCCUGGUUAGUGACUGUAAAUAAGAGUUUUCACUGUUGCAGCUACAUUGUGAAUCACUACAGAACAUACAGAAAAAAUAUCACAGGAGAAAAUUCAGAUUCAUUUAAAACUGCCUGGUUUUUUAAACUGCCCAGUCUCAAGCGUGAACCGUGGUCAUGAAAUCACUGCCGCUUCACCUCCGGACCAGUGAGGCUCCGUCUCUGAAAGGGACUUCAGCUACUGGCAGUAAAGUGCGAAUGUGUAAAUGAAAAAUAACCUAAAUUUUAGUCAUUCGUCGUCUGAAUGUUUACAUCCUUAUUUGUACACUGAGAUGUUGAAACUUAAAAAUCAAUGUGCACAUGUUAAAUCUAAUCCUGAGAUUAACUCUGAACAAAGACGUCCCUGCUGCUUCCGUUCAUUCUGCACUUUGUUUUUGAUAUUUUGAAUUGUAGUGAGAGCUUGUGUUAUAAUGCAUAAUGUUUAGGAUUAUUUGCCAGAAUAUAAGCACAUGACUACUUGAUCUGAUUGAACCGGACUGAUGUGCUCUUUCUAUAUUCAUGUAUAAGAUAGAUUCAGGUUGUACCUUAGACUCAUUGAGGGUCGUAAAGUUUUAUUUUGCCUGAUUAAAAAACUCUCUGAGUAA